AUGGCAUCGGCCCUGAAAUAUCAAGAGCAGUGGAGAAAAUUUUUGGAGCUGCAAACGUGGGUUCCAGUGGAAUUUGAGCCGGUCGACGUGACCGCUGUGUUCGGUCGCGACGGCAAGAUGCACAUACCUACGAAAUGCAUCGAUAUGAUGCGCAAAAAUAAAAUCGGUCUCAAAGGUCCUUUGGCAACACCGAUUGGCAAGGGUCAUCGUUCGUUAAACUUGGCCUUGCGGAAGUAGGU
Soboliphyme baturini is the source of this 239-nucleotide messenger RNA. Lineage: Eukaryota; Metazoa; Nematoda; Enoplea; Dioctophymatida; Soboliphymatidae. The record is from the annotation of a GenBank genome assembly.